GCACACAGAACGCGAUCUGUCGCGGCGGGCAACUUUCGCGCGAUCUUCGCUGCGGUAAAGCGAUCUAUAACGCCACACAGGAUGCGAUAUUUUUCUGCAGUCGGACGUGCCUGUCAUAGAAAAUAACCUAACGUGCCUGUGUUUGCAAUGUCUAGCUCUGACGAGGAAGAAAUUCUUCUUCUCUUUGCUCUACUAAAAAAGAAAAAGAAAAAACGUUACUGGGUACAUCCCAUCAAUAAAAAGAGGGCCCAAUUUGGCGAAUACCACCGCCUCUGUAUUGAACUACAGUCUCAUGAAGACAAGUUUUUUCAAUAUUUCCGCAUGUCGAGAUUGUGUUUUGAAGAAUUGCAUGACCUUUUAAAGGCAAAUAUUGCUAAGUGCACCACGAACUGGAGAAAACCAAUUCAUACAAGAGAAAGAUUAGCUAUUUGUUUGAGAUAUUUGGCGACCGGCGACAGCCAUCAGACUAUAGCUUUUUCUUAUCGGGUAGGACGAUCAACUGUUUCCAAAAUUGUGAGAAAUGUCUGUCAAGAAAUUUGGAAAACUCUACAGCCAAAGUAUUUGCCAUCACCCAACAGAAAAAUGUGGUUACAAUCUGUUGAGGAUUUCUUGGUACUUUGGGGCUUCCCGAACUGUCUUGGAAGUAUAGACGGAAAACAUAUUAAGCUAAAAUGUCCUCGUCGUAGUGGCUCAGCUUAUUUUUGUUACAAAAAUUAUUUCUCCAUAGUACUCCUUGCUAUCGUAGACCCACAUUACAAGUUUAUGGUAGUGGACAUUGGCAAUUAUGGGCGUCAUAGCGAUAGCGCUAUCUUUGAAAAAUUCAAUCACAUUUUAAAGAAUGCUGUUUGGAAUAUAAUUGAAAAGCAAGUUUUGCCGGAAAAAAAUUAUCAUUUAGACAAAUCCGCUGUUGAGCAUGGUCAUUGUGGUCUCAGGCUACCACCCUAUCAUUGCCAUUUUAAUGCCAUCGAAAUGGUAUGGUCAGAAACUAAAAGAUAUUAUGACCAAGCUAUUAUGAAAACUGCAGGGUUACUUACUGAAGUCUUAAAAGUAUGGAUAAUGUACCAGAGCAACACCACUGGCAGAAUUACAUAA
Molecule: messenger RNA, 1092 nt
Organism: Sitophilus oryzae (rice weevil)
Lineage: Eukaryota; Metazoa; Arthropoda; Insecta; Coleoptera; Curculionidae
Product: protein ANTAGONIST OF LIKE HETEROCHROMATIN PROTEIN 1-like
Exons: 3
Coding region: 148-1092 (314 amino acids)
Molecular function (GO): nucleic acid binding
Source: RefSeq, a predicted model, not a curated record